AGGUACAGUAAGGCAAAAACCUGCCUAAACAAAGAGGGGCAGUUGUUUGCUGAGAGUCCUGCCUUGGAGGGGUUUGGGCUUGUGGUCCCUUCAAUUCUAUUAUUCUAUUAUCCCUGCUCAUUUAAUCCCAACAGCAACCCUGUUAGGUGGUUCCAUGUGAGUUCCAAGGAGGAGUGGGGAUUUGAACCCUGGUCUUUCCCAGGUCUUAGUUUAAGACUAACCACUAUGAUACACUGGCUCCCAGGUGUGACUGUGGGUGGGCAAGAUGUCCCCACCCUCAUUGAGCCUCUGAUAUACAGAAGUGCUCCGCUAAGGCAGCCUUCAUCAGCCUGGAGCCCUCCAGAAGUUUUGGACUACAACUCCCACCAGCCCCUGCCAGCAUGAGUGCUGGUGCUGGCUGAUGGGCGCUGCAGUCCCAAGACAUCUGGAGGGCGUCAGUUGGUGAAGGCUGCCCUGAGGUACCAUGGACCUAAGCCAUUUCUUAUUGAGGUCAGUGGCGUUUUUUGUUCCUGUGAGUUAGUGCAAGCUGAUCUGUAUAUUAUAUCCAGAUGGUCAGAGUCUGAAAUCAGUAGUUAGGAUUUUGUGCUGUUUUCUCCCCAAGAACAGGGAUUGGUAGCUGGCAUCCUGUGGGCUGAAUUUUCCCUGGCAGCCUUCUCUUUCUCUCUACACUUCUUGAAACAGCAUGGAGAAAGGGAAAGAGGAAGACCUGAGCAUGUGCGAGGAUGGAACGUAGAGAAGGUAGAGGGGAGGAAGAUCCAUAGCAUUUCAGAUAGUGUGAAGAAGAGAUGAAGAGAGGAAUGGUGGAGGGGGAGGGUGGGCUUUCUGGCAAGCCAUUUUGGGGAUGGGGGGGGUCUCCAGAAACCCCUUCAAUGUGGUCUGCUCCAGGUGGCUAGAUGCUAUGGCCUGGGCAAAGAUCUGAUGACACUGGCAAGCAAUAUAAAAAAGGAGCCCUGCAUUUCGUCCUGCAGAACAUUGGCACUAAUCCAACCCUCCCAGAACAGUUAUUUUCAGAUCUUAAUUAAGUAGCAACUGCUUUAUGUCAGCAAUAUUUGCUUUUAGGAUCAAAUGAUUUUGUGCUUUACAAUUGCUUGGGGGAUUAAAGCAGACAUGGGUUACAUAAAUUUUUGUGUAAGUUUUCUGAAGUCCGGGCAUAAAAGGGUUGGCUUUCUGGCUAAUGUUUAUGCUGUACACAUUCCUGAAUUCUUAACUCAAGACUUCAUCAGUUAGUGGACAGUCUUUUCCAAGGCAGUUUGAAAUUCUUCGAAACCUUUUCCUUUCUUCAACUCAGAGAUGAUCCAUCUCAGUGCAUCCUCACUGAUCUUCCUAAAUAUCAUAUUUUUCAUUGGGGCUGAUACUGUGUUUGGUAAUGCCAAGCCAUGUUCUGCAAUGGGUACUUUGGCCACAACCACUGUGGAAGAGGCAGCCAGUCCAGGAACAAAAAAUAAAUCUUCAGAAAAUCCACAGGAGAAGAAAAAAUGCCACGUGCCCUGUGAUUUUCAAGCUAAAGUGUUAAGAGAAGAAAAACAUUACAUGUGUAGGAACUUGCAGAAUUCUCUAGUUGAAUAUGCAAGAAGUACCAAGAAGAUGAUACGGAACAUGAUGGAUGAUCACCAGUCUUCUCUCGAUUAUCUUUCCGAUCAGGUCAAUGAACUGAUGAGUCGGGUUAUGCUUUUAAACACAGACCUAUCUAGAAAACCAGUUGAUGUUUUUCCUCAUCGAGCUGUUCAGUCUCACGGUUUGGAUUGCAGCGAUAUUAAAGAUACCAUUGGCUCUGUUACAAAAACUCCAAGCGGUCUCUACAUAAUCCAUCCAGAAGGAUCAAGUUAUCCCUUUGAGGUAUUGUGUGAGAUGGAUUUUCGAGGAGGGGGAUGGACAGUAAUCCAGAAGAGAACUGAGGGGCUUGUUGAAUUUCAGAGGACAUGGUCUGACUAUAUGAAUGGAUUUGGUGACCUUGAAGGGGAAUUUUGGCUCGGCCUCCGAAAUAUUUUCCACAUAGCAAACCAGAAAACAGCCAGCUUCAUGCUUUAUGUGGGCUUGGAGGCUGAAGAUGACACGUAUGCAUACGCAUCGUAUGACAGUUUUUGGUUAGAGGAUGAAGCGUGCUCUUUUAAAAUACAUUUAGGACGUUACUCUGGAAAUGCCGGUGAUGCAUUUCGGGGAUACAGAAAACAAGACAACCAGAACACGUUACCUUUUAGUACAUUUGAUAUGGACAAUGAUGGCUGCAAUCCAGCCUGCUCUCUCCAGGAGCAGCCCGUGAAGAGCUGCAGUAACUUUAGUGAGAAAACAGGCUGGUGGUUCAGCCAGUGCGGCCUUGCAAAUCUCAAUGGUGUUCACCGGGUCACAAGGAGGAUGCUGGCAACAGGGAUUCGGUGGGAAACCUGGACAGUGAAUGACAAACCAGUCAAAAUUAGAUCGGUUUCAAUGAAAAUCAGAAGAACAUAUUUCAAAUAACGGAACAAUGCCUGACUUUCUGAAAUUA
Molecule: messenger RNA, 2482 nt
Organism: Podarcis raffonei (Aeolian wall lizard)
Lineage: Eukaryota; Metazoa; Chordata; Lepidosauria; Squamata; Lacertidae
Gene: ANGPTL5
Product: angiopoietin like 5
Exons: 8
Coding region: 1291-2454 (387 amino acids)
Source: RefSeq, a predicted model, not a curated record